Molecule: messenger RNA, 1038 nt
Organism: Eptesicus fuscus (big brown bat)
Lineage: Eukaryota; Metazoa; Chordata; Mammalia; Chiroptera; Vespertilionidae
Exons: 3
Coding region: 1-1038 (345 amino acids)
Source: RefSeq, a predicted model, not a curated record
AUGGAGCAAGAAAACAUUAAGACAAACAGGAUUUGUGAACUAAUUAGCAAAAGCCGACUGUUCACCAAUGCACCGGGUAUGAAAGCCAUGAUUUGUGUGGUAAAACUUCACCAAGAUCAAAAAGCGCGCAACCCACGCAGCCACUCCUCCAAAGUUGCCACCAUCCUGGCCCCGGGUCCCGGGGUCCGAGGGCCAGGGCGCCUCCCACCCCGUCCCUGCGCGCAGCCCGUCAAUCAAGUCCCCGCCGGGCCGCGUCGCGGGGCCCCCCAACAGCCGCCAGCGGCGGGCCCGCCUCCCGCCAAGCUCCAGCUGCCCUCCCACGGCGAGCUCCGCGCGCCCCGGCCCGGGGCAGGACCGAGCGGGGCCGGGGCGGCAGCAGCCCGGCAGGCCCCGGGCCGCCUCGCUCACCUCUCGGGGGGCGCCGCCCUCCGCCGCUGCCGCCUCCUCCCGGUGAGUGCAGCGGGGUCUGACCUGUGGAACCACCAUACCAGUCCCGGCCGCUGCUGCAGCGCCGCCGCUCCGCCGUCGCCUCAGCCGCCGCUCUUUGUUCCCCCGCGGAGCGCCACCGCCUCAGCCGCCCGCCUCGGCCGGCCGACGGGCGGCCACUACGCCCUCCCACUCUCUCGGUCCCCGGCCUCGCCCUUCUCGCUGCGCCCGCCGCUGCCUUCGCCUCCGCGCCGCCGACGCCGCCGCCACCGACGCCGCCGCCUCCUCCUCCGCGCCCCCCUCGCUUUCAUUGAAAGCAAACAAGCAUCAUGGCGGCGCCCCCGUCCCCAGCCACCUAGCGCUCGGCCGCCGCCGCCCUUCCAACAUCCCGGCUGCCCAUUGGCCGCCGCCGCCGGGCGCGACCAUUCGGCGCCGAGGGGGUCGCUCCCGCACGCGCUGCCGAGCCCCGCCCCCCCGCGCCGGGGCAAAAAUCCCAGCAAACGCCUCUCAGCUUUCCAGAUCCCAGUCAUCAUGCCCCUCAUGCAAGAUCUCAUGCCCGUCAUGCAAGAUCUCAUGUUGCAAGUUAUGAAACCACAUCUCAAGUGGACUUGA